Actinia tenebrosa (Australian red waratah sea anemone) is the source of this 2175-nucleotide messenger RNA. Its product is annotated as NADPH oxidase 2-like. NCBI's taxonomy places the organism in Eukaryota, Metazoa, Cnidaria, Anthozoa, Actiniaria, Actiniidae. Gene Ontology annotation, molecular function: oxidoreductase activity. The record is from RefSeq and is a predicted model, not a curated record. Gene Ontology annotation, cellular component: plasma membrane.
GUUGUUUUAGAAACAACAAUACGAAUCAAAUUCUAAGCUAUUCCCACAAUAAUUUUUCGUGUGCAGUCACUGUGCAUGUCUACCUGACGUGCAGGUGACGCAGAGGUUCCCAGCGCGUCUCUUGAAUACGCGAUCCUUGCCUUGCAUAUUGUUAUGGUAAUUUCAGUUUCAGCUACGGUAUAUAGCUAAAAAAAAUUAGCAAUCUGUCAAUACAACAAUAAAUUAAAUGAAGCGUACGUGAAGCGGUGGACACGAAAUCUAAGCAAAACGUAGCAAAACUAUAGAUCAACAACUUGGCAAAUCAGUCUUCUAAAGAUGCCAAACUCGUACAAAGUCUCGAUAAAGCAGCCUAAGGACAGCCAGGGAAGUCAUUCGCAAUCUCCACCACCGAUUACGGAGUCUUUUACGGUAGAAGUACUAGAACAACAGAAAGCUUGGAGAGAAUAUGAAGAUUCUAAGUAUGACUCACCCAUUCUCAACCGCUUGGUGCCUAUUCCCAUCUUCUAUUAUUGCAGAUGGAAAAUCCUAAGUAUUUUUCACACGAGAUUGCUUUUUGGAGUAGUCCUUGGAGAAGUCUUAUUUUUCCUUCUUCUUGUUGGCGGACUUGCUGGGGUUCUAGCAGCAAUGGGCAUGGGGAAUGAUGAAGACAAUGCUGAUGCAACUGGUUCAGUAGCGAUCAUCCCGGCUGCCUUAUCAUUUGCAUUUGCUUGCCGUAAUUCAUUAUGGAUCCUCUUUACAGGUUUGCCGUUCGAAAGGGCUUUGACUUGGCACAAGAUCUGCGCGUAUCUAAGUGUUCUCGUAGGCGCAUGGCAUGGUUAUGUAUAUAGAGAAUGGGAUAUAACAGGUUUGCUGCUAACCGGUAGCAUGGCUUCUCUUUGCAUCUUCUCUUUGUGGCCUAUUCGCCGAAAGGUUUUUGAAGCAUUUUUACGUCUUCACUGGAUCCUUUUCCUACUAGUCAUCGUAGCUGCAUUCACACACGAUGCUGGAGCCAUUGUGUUUGGUGCAGGUCUUUGGGCCUUUGACAUCAUAUGUCGUCUAUUCAUCGCUCUGUACAAUUAUCAUAAGCGAAAAGACGUCCUUGCUGUCAGGCUUCCUUCAAAUGUAAUCCGCAUAACGUUCCUCAAGGAGGACUUUAAAUACAAAGCUGGACAAUACUGCUUUAUCUGUGUGCCCGGUGUGUCUCUGUUCGAAUGGCAUCCUUUUAGCCUCUCAUCAUCCCCUCACGAAAACAAAGUUUCCAUUCACAUCCGUGUGCUUGGGGACUGGACACAAAAACUUUACAACUACAUAGCAGAAACAAGGGCAAUAACGGUUUACUUAGAUGGACCAUAUGGUGCUCCAUGUCUUGAUAUCGAUGGCUCUCGAUACAAACACUUUUUGUUUGUAAGCGGAGGUAUUGGAAUCACACCCAUGCAGUCCAUCUGUAAUGACAUCAUGUACCAACGAAGGAGGGGUAGGGAUGUGAAAAAAGUUUUGUUUGUUUGGUCCGUACGUGACCUUUUUAUGGUAUCGUCUGUCCUGGAGUACGACAAGGAGUAUUUUAACAAGGUUACCGACCACAGGCUUCCAUAUUCAUUCUCUCCAGACUUGCUCGUUAGAGGCGAACCACAAGAUGAAGUCAUGGAAAAUUAUUUUCAUUUAACCAAAGAAAGAGACUCGGCGCGAUUUGUAGAAGCUAAUAUUCAUCCAGAAAUCCAGCCUGAGCUGAAAUUUGGCCGUCCAAAUUUGCCGGAAUUAUUUGCAAAGAUGAAAGGCCAUGCUCAAGAAUCGAAAACAAGGAGGGUUGCAGUAUUGACCUGUGGUCCAUCUAGUUUAGUAGAUACAGUAGAAAAACUUUGUGUUACAAAUUCCUCGGCUGGGGUUACUUUUGAGUUUCAUAAAGAAGUGUUUGAGUUCUAAAAGCCGGCUAAAUUAUUCGGCCCUGAGAAGGAAAUUCAAACUGAUUCACACCAUUUCUGAACAAACUGAGUAGUCCGUGAACCGGAAUCUCGAGGUGGGCCGUGAGGGCCAGCUUUGCAAAGUUUCAUCUCACAGAAUUGUCUUCAAGGAUACAGUCAAUUCAAAAAAUGUUGUCGUCGACCAACUCAAGCCUACGCGACUGGAUCGAAAGGAGCUCUGGGUAGCAAUCAUUGAAGCCGAAUUGACUCCAUAAUUUUAUCUGACUAGUUAUGCCUG